AUGUUUAAUCAACAACGUAAUAAUUACAUGAUGGGAGGAGGUUCAGGAAGUGGCCAAAUACAACCCUCCUACAUGUACAAUGAUAUGAUAUCUCCAUCCUCCUCAUCAAUGAUGAGAAAUAAUUCUCCCUACAUGAAUUCCGAUCCCUACUAUAAUCCCAUGUCGAAUAGGAGAGGCUAUUAUGAUAAUUACAUGAUUGGUAAUGAACCUCUCUAUCAUGAAGAUAAAUUAUUUGAUGAGGAUUUAUUAAUGUAUGAUCGACCAACAUAUCGUCCGAGUCGAAUGAUUGCCAAUCCAGAUUUUGGUAAUUUUAAUUAUAAGAAGGGAUAUACGGCUGAGGUUUGGUUGAAUGAUGGAGAGACUGUUGUGUUGAGUGGAGAUUCGAGAAAGAAAACCUAUAGAACACAUUAUAGUCCAGAGUAUUUGAGGAGUUUCUUUUUUGGAUGGGUUGGAAGAUUGAUUCGUUACUUGUGGAUGGAUCGAUUGUUUGGACUUCAUGUGGACACAGUUAAGGAGGUCAAGACGAAGAAUUAUAUUUUCGUUACGGCUCAACUUCUUUCUGAAUAG
Naegleria gruberi is the source of this 567-nucleotide messenger RNA. RefSeq lists its product as uncharacterized. The coding region runs from base 1 to 567 and encodes 188 amino acids. NCBI's taxonomy places the organism in Eukaryota, Heterolobosea, Eutetramitea, Acrasida, Naegleriidae. The record is from RefSeq and is a predicted model, not a curated record. The transcript has a single exon.